AUGGAAGAAAAUUUUCAAGAAACUUAUGACCAUGAUUCAGUAUUUUCUGAGUUUUCUGAAGAUACUUUUAAUAGUGAAAUUCCUAAUGUUGAACUUAACGAAGGAAAAAUUGAGAAGAAUGCUAUAGGUCAAAUACGUAAAAGAACAAUAGUUUGUAAUAGAAAAGGUUUUCCUGACAAAAAUUUAAAUGGUCUAAAUAAAAGAAACCGCAUUUCACAACGUUGUAAUUGUGAAUUUAGAGUUCGUGCUUCACUUAAUUCCAGUAAUAGACUUUGGUACCUAAUUUCUGUACAAUUAGAACACAACCAUUCUAUGGUUUCUGGAAUUUUUCGCAAAUUUAUGUCUGAAGAAAGAACAAUUCCAAUUGAAGUUCAAGAAAGAAUUUUACUUCUUCGUCGUUCUGGUUGUAAUGGAAUAAAACGAGAAUUUGAUUCAAAUGACUUUGUAAAGAAAUUGGAACAUCUCAAAUCUCAAGACAAUGAAUUUUGUUAUGAAGUUUUAAUAGAUCCUGAAACAAAUGAAUUUAGGCAAGCAAUUUGGAUGUUUCCUGAACAGAGAAUAAACUAUUGCCGCUUUUAUGAUGUAGUUAUUUUUGACAAUACCUACAAAACUAAUAGGUUUGGAAUGCCAUUUGGCAUUUUUACUGAGGUUAAUAAUUAUGGCCAAAUAUUUCUAACUGAUGAAGAUCAAGCUAUUAUUAAAGCAGUAGAUCUUAUUUUUCAGCUGCAUGGAAUAAAAUAUGCUUUGUGUUUAUGGCAUCUCAUGAAAAAUGUGGUUAAAAAUUUAAACGGUAUUUUAGAAUUUAAAUGGGUGGAAUUUAUAAAGUUUUUUUAUCAAUGUAUUAAUAAUUAUGAUGAGAAUGAUUUUUUGGAAAAAUGGGAACAAUUAAAAACAAAUUAUCCAUCAACUAUCAAGUACUUAAGAAAAAUGGAUAAAAAUUUAACCCGUUGGACACCAUGUUAUAACAAGCAAAUAUUUAUGGCAGAUAUGUCUACAACACAAAGGGGUGAAUCUAUGAACAGUUUAAUGAAAGGUUACAUGGAUGCUACAACAUCUUUAAUGAAUUUCUUAAAAGCAUUUGAAUCAGCAUUAGAACAGAGAAAGGAGGAUGCAGAUUUGGCAAAAUUUUGUGGAGAUAAUAAAGUUAUUUCAUUAUUAACGGCAAGUCCUUAUGAAAAACAAGCUUUAGAAUUAUUAACAAAAUAUGCAUUAAUGAAAACUCAGGAGCAACUUUCUCAAUGCAUGUCAUACAAAAGUGAAAAAAUUAACAGUAAUGACAAUGAAAUUUCAUUUUGUAUAGAACGAUUUG
This is a messenger RNA of Funneliformis caledonium, 1309 nucleotides long. Lineage: Eukaryota; Fungi; Glomeromycota; Glomeromycetes; Glomerales; Glomeraceae. The record is from the annotation of a GenBank genome assembly.